CCCGCCACCAUCCUACUCACCGCUCACCACCACCCCACCACCGCAAGCUCGAGGUCUGCAGGGGAACGAAGCGACCUGACCGAUCAGCUGAGCUGAGCCGCAGAUGGUUCCGCGGCAGCGGGAGGCUUAGCGUCGGCGAUCGAGGACAGGACGCGGCGUGCCACAUGUUGAGUGCGCAGACGGCGGCUAGCACCAGCAGCGGCGUCGUCGAGCGGGAGAGGAGCGUCGUCGUCCAGCAGGAGAGGAGCGUCGUCGAGGAGAGGCGGCGGCAGCCGGUGGGGGAGGACGAGGAGGAGCCGGAGUUCAGGGACAUCCACGCGCUGAGCCCGCCGCCGUCGUACCGCAGGGGGCGCGGGGAGUCGUGGGGGUCCGCCGCGGGCGGGAGCAGGCACACGUCGAUCCGCUCCGUCGGGAGCGACACCGCCCCCAGCGAGCCCUUCCCGACUAUGAGCAGGGAGUUCUCGGCCAUGGUCGCCGCCGCAGCCACCGCCACCGCCAACGCCGCCGCCGCAGCCAACGGGGCCGGGAGCGACGCCGACAGGGACGUCGACGCGAUGGGGAGGAUCGGGGAGGGCGACGAGCUGGAGGAGACCAACCCGCUGGCCAUCGUGCCGGACAGCAACCCCAUCCCGUCGCCGCGCCGGGUCCCGCCGACCCCGGGCGCGGACGUGGCGCUGGCCGGCACCGGCGCCCAGGGCCACGGCGGAGGCGAGGGCGGGGUGUCGGUCGGGCAGGUGAAGAAGGAGGAGGUGGAGUCCAAGAUCGCCGCGUGGCAGAUCGCCGAGGUGGCCAAGGUCAACAACCGCUUCAAGCGCGAGGAGGUCGUCAUAAACGGCUGGGAGGGCGACCAGGUCGAGAAGGCCAGCGGCUGGCUCAAGAAGUACGAGAGGAAGCUGGAGGAGAAGCGUGCCAAGGCGAUGGAGAAGGCGCAGAACGAGGUGGCCAAGGCGCGGCGGAAGGCGGAGGAGAAGCGCGCGUCGGCGGAGGCCAAGCGGGGCACCAAGGUGGCGCGCGUGCUGGAGCUCGCCAACUUCAUGAGGGCCGUCGGGAGGGCGCCCUCCACCAAGCGCUCCUUCUUCUGAAUCCCUCCCGCCCUGCCUGGUGCUCGCCGUCGCCGGUGCGCUCGUUUUGUUGGGUUGGAUCGUUCACCGCUUCACCCCAUGGGAUCAGACAGAGUGAUCAGUGCCGUGCUAGCUGUGUGGAACGCUUGUUUUAGUGUUGUGUCCACAUGU
This is a messenger RNA of Panicum hallii, 1232 nucleotides long. RefSeq names its product remorin 4.1-like. The transcript has 2 exons. Bases 165 to 1082 code for a protein of 305 amino acids. NCBI's taxonomy places the organism in Eukaryota, Viridiplantae, Streptophyta, Magnoliopsida, Poales, Poaceae. The record is from RefSeq and is a predicted model, not a curated record.